This is a messenger RNA of Hyaloscypha bicolor E, 1164 nucleotides long. RefSeq lists its product as uncharacterized. NCBI's taxonomy places the organism in Eukaryota, Fungi, Ascomycota, Leotiomycetes, Helotiales, Hyaloscyphaceae. The record is from RefSeq and is a predicted model, not a curated record. Bases 444 to 1010 code for a protein of 188 amino acids. The transcript has 2 exons.
UAAUACUAUCUGCUUUACCUAAUUAGCCCAAAAUGACUUAAAUAUAUCUAAUGAGGCUUGGAUAUUACGUAUUAGUAAUAGAAUCAUUAAUUAUUAAAUUUUGAUUUUCUAGUAUCGAGUGCGAUGUGUGCAAAUGCAUUAUGCAAUGUUAUUUCGGGGUUUUGGCAGGAGCAUCGCUAUCGGCCUCGGUACAGUAUCGGAUUGCUGAGCAAAUCACAUGGCAUCAAGCCCCACCACGGACCUGCGAACUCUACUUUUCGCAGGUGGCAGGGGCUUGCGAACUCGACUUUUUCGCACCAGUACUAAUAAAGUUAACUGAUUGCAAUACAAAUCAUUAACGGAGCAUGAGUGUCUCCUCGCAUUUGGCCCAACCUUCCUUUUUCUCCAGUUGUAGCUCUUUAGUCCAGCCAGGCCGGUAGUGGCCUUCUUCUUCAGGGCAGAAUAUGCUCUCCCCAUCCAAAUCCGCCCGGUUAUGGUCUACCAAGGAGAUGAGUGAGAUCGGACAUAAAUACAAAUUUGAAGGGCUCGUAAGCUUAGAAGGUGACGGGUCGGAUGGAGAUGCUGAUACUCCGGCCUCUGGCGUUAACAGUGAUCAGGAUGAGGUUGAGCCUGAGUUGGAUUGGACAUUGCCUGUCCCCGAAGUACUCUGCCAGUCCAAAGCCUUGAGCUGGGUCAAGACAGUUCUCAUUUGCACUCGAGGAAGGGAAUUACCUGGGAAUUUCAAUCCUCUCCUAAUCGUGGAGCUGUUUUGGGAGCAAUCCGAGAAUUGGCAAGAGCUGGCAGAGGACCACUUGCAGGACGUCUCGAAAUUGUGCUCCAACUUCGUCAUCGACUUGCUCCGGGACAUCUGCCCCGCAGAUGUCCCCCCCCCCCGAGUUCAAGCCUCCGUCGUCGAAGAGUCCCUAAAGAGCAGAAUGGAGGCUGGCGAAGCGGAACUGAAGAAGCUUCUCCAAGACCGAAAGCGCUGGUAUCAAUUACUUAUUUGGCGAAUUGAAAUCGAGCCUGGGUGAUGGCAGUAAGAGAAUUGGAUCUCAAUGGAGUUAGUUCUAGGCAUUAGGCCUCAAGGGAAUUGGGCAUCAGGAGGUUAUAAUACGAUAUCUGAAAGUGACGUGUCCGUGGCUUGGUUUUCGGCGGAUUGCAAGCGAAACCAACGGCAUCGAUUGC